AGAGAUUCAUCGCCAAGGAGAAUGCUUCAAUAUCAGCGUCUCUCAGCUUCAGCAAUUGCUUCAGUGGCAAUGGGAAUACCAUCAGAAUUGUUACGAGGCGUUUCCUUUACCUGUUUUCUGUGGGGCCCUUUUCACACCCCCAGCUGCGUAUUUUGAUCUUGCCGGAGGAUUAAAGAAGAGAAACGAAGGAUCAGGAAUAAGCCCCUUAUCUCGCUCACUUUUGCUCGCCCUUAUAAAAUGGGGUUGGCUUGUUCCAAUGGAUUACAAGGCUUCGAGAGAAGGCACGCGUCUUUGUUUUCUUUCAGAGGAUCCCCUGUCAUCCCUCUUUGAACUUCAAUCAAGAAUGGGAAAAGGCACUUUUUGCCUUUGUUUCUUAGUCUUUGGAAUGUGGCGACAUCAGGCGAUGUGGCUUGCUUUACUGUACAUUGUGUACAAUUUGCUUCAGGCGGUUAUGCGGAUUAUUUUUGGUGGAUUUCAUCGACGGCCUGCGGCUUUGGACUCCGCUACUUCCAUUGCUUACCGUCAAUCCGAGGCGGCAGUCGAGACGAUGUUAGAGAAGCGACAGUUCUUUCGCACGCAAUCACUUGCCACGCGCAUACUGCGGACACAGAGCUUUGUGCAAAAUGUUUUGAGCCGAGCGGUGAUGCUAAUGCGUGGCCAUUCUCCCUUCCUUUCGCUCAUCAUUGGCUUGGAGAUCCUUAUGACGUGCCUGCUUUUUCUUAUCUACAAAUACAGCGUAUGUCAUCUUCUUCCCAACACACAUCUUGUGCCAGGGGUUAUGGUUGAGCAUCUCUCGCAGGCGCUGGGGCCGUUUGCAUGGGUAUGGAACUCUGCGGUUGUCCGCUGGUGUGCACCCCUCAUUCUACCGAGUGGUGUUGAUGGAAAAACUUUGGGAUUUUUGUCUAUCCUCUAUGUUUUUUGCUUUCUGCUGCCGUGGUCGCCACUGCGCUGGAUGUGUCGGCGAACGUGGGAACUCUUUUUACACGACGAUGCGUUAGUCCGCCGUCCAUUGCUCUCGUUCUGA
Trypanosoma cruzi is the source of this 1024-nucleotide messenger RNA. RefSeq lists its product as uncharacterized. The record is from RefSeq and is a predicted model, not a curated record. NCBI's taxonomy places the organism in Eukaryota, Euglenozoa, Kinetoplastea, Trypanosomatida, Trypanosomatidae. The annotation marks the transcript as partial. The transcript has a single exon.